AUGGAUCCAACCUACCUCGCAACGCCGCCUGGUCAGCGACUCCAAUCCCCCAGUCUGCCCUCGUCUGUGACAGCAGUCAAUUCAGCCUCGAGCACCGCGAGUUCGAGCUCCUCUUCUCGCGCCGUCGCCUCCACGCGCGCUGCCACGGGUGAGGCAUCAUCUUCCCUGAGCAACAGCUUUUCUCGCCCAUCUCCCGGCAAGCGUUACCAAAAGCCCCAGGAGUCCCCCACUCGCAGCUCUGUCUACACUCGCCUACGUCUGCCAACAAAGAGGGGCAUCUUGCGCUGGCUCCUUGUUUUCCUCGCCGUGUUGCUCUCUGCCCAAGUCUUAGUCUUCCUCAGCAUCCGUUCCUCCUCCCGCAACGACAACCUCCUCUCCCAUCUCCCCAGGGAAUGGCGUCACCCACUUGGUGCAAACAAGAACAGAUACAUACCUCGGAAAUGGCUGGAAGAAAACUCAUACCCAAACGACCUCCGGAAGAAGAGUCCCAAGGCUGCGUUGAUCAGUCUUGUGAGGAACGAAGAGCUCGACGGGAUCUUGCAGAGCAUGCGGCAGUUGGAGUUCCAUUGGAACAGACGGUAUCAGUAUCCGUGGGUUUUCUUCAAUGAGAAACCGUUCUCGGAAGAGUUCAAGGCCGCGACCUCGAACGCAACGUCAGCGCGGACAGAGUAUCACCUCGUCCCUCGAGCCCACUGGGCCACGCCCUCGCACAUCAACCAGACGCUCUACCACAACUCGCUCGACUACCUCUCUCUGACCUCGGUGGGCAAGGGCCACUUGCUCAGCUACCACUCCAUGAUCCGCUGGCAAUCGGGUCUCUUCUACCUGCACCCGGCCCUGGCGUCGUACGAAUACUACUGGCGCGUCGAACCGGACGUGCAUUUCUUCUGCGACAUCCCCUACGAUCCCUUCCGAUUCAUGAAGGCGACGGGGAUGGCGUACGGCUUCAACAUGGCCAUCCUGGACGACGCGCGGAGUUUUGCCUCGCUGUGGUCCACGACCCGCGAUUUCAUUACUGCCAACCCUGACCUGGUCCACCCGGACGCGAGCCUCGACUGGCUCCUGGACCCGCAAACGGGACUGACGUACAACAACUGCCAGUUCUUCUCCAACUUUGAGAUCGGCUCGCUCGAGUUCUUUCGCGAGAAUCAGGGCAAUCGGAGGUAUUUCGACUGGCUUGAGGAGAAGGGCGGGUUCUACUACAGUCGUUGGGGUGACGCGCCUGUGCACACGCUGAGCGUGUCCAUGUUCCUUCCACCUGAGCGGGUGUGGUGGUUUCGAGAUAUUGGGUACCAGCACGAUAUCGCAAGGCAUUGUCCGCCGCAGGGGCCGAGGGGGAGCACGAUUACGGGGGAAGAAGAUGGAGUCCGAUUCUGGCUCCCCUCCGCCCAGGCCCGACAACGACCGUGCACAUGCGAGCCGACCUCUCUGGACGAGAACUUUUACAAGCUCGUCCCCAUGGAGUCGCCGCAGCUCAAGCCUGCCGACACGUGCAUCCGGCUGUGGUUGGGCGGGAAGUGGCUGGGGAAAAAAGCCGGCUGGAGUCAGGAGACGGAGAGGAUGUUGGGCGGGGACGGAUAUGGUGGGUACGUGAUGGAUGGGAUGUGA
Molecule: messenger RNA, 1608 nt
Organism: Fonsecaea multimorphosa CBS 102226
Lineage: Eukaryota; Fungi; Ascomycota; Eurotiomycetes; Chaetothyriales; Herpotrichiellaceae
Exons: 2
Coding region: 1-1608 (535 amino acids)
Biological process (GO): cell wall mannoprotein biosynthetic process; protein O-linked glycosylation; protein N-linked glycosylation
Cellular component (GO): membrane; Golgi apparatus
Molecular function (GO): alpha-1,2-mannosyltransferase activity
Source: RefSeq, a predicted model, not a curated record